UCAACAAUCCGUCUACAGAGUAAACUAAAAGCAGAAAAGGGGAAACAGAGCCAACAAGAAAGUUCCACGGCCGUUCAUUCCUUCAGUCAACCUUGACGACCCCAGGUCAUAAUACACCCCCCGCGGACGCUCACGUUGCAAUUGCCUUGAAACGUUGCCGGUGCACCCACUCCUGUCCUACGAGUCUAUGUUGGUAGUACCGUGUUGAGCCUCGCAUCUAUUUUCCGCCGGUGUACUCUUAUCGCACCAUCAACAUCAGGCCCUUCCCGUGGGAAAGAGCAGAUCCUCGUUCGAUUAGGUCUCAAUCCCUCACGGCCGUCUGCACCUUUCCUUUCUCCGUUCCACGAACUUACGAACUGCAAUAAAUCCAUCAGAGGAUUGGUCCUUGCAUCGGGAUACGAAUCCGCCUCAUUUCUGUAUACUUGCGCACUCCCCUAUUGAGCAGGUGUCGUUGACGGCCCCUGCACUCUCUGUCAAUAUGCGACGUGGACUUCUCAUUUUCCUCAUCGCAAAUCUCAUUAUCGUCACAUUCCUCGUGCGCAGCGUCUUUACACUACUUUCCCUACUGGUGGAAGAUGCUUCCGCCGACGCUAUCCACCGCGCCGAGCUCCCCUCGCCAAACUCCAGUUUGAUUGAACAACGCCCUCAGAUCAUUCCCAAGAUCAUCCACCAGACAUACAAGAACGAAACGAUUCCGGAAGUAUGGAGGGAAGCCCAACAGAGCUGCAUUGAUCUGCACCCAGACUACGAAUACAUUCUCUGGACCAACGAAAAGUCGCGCGAAUUCAUCGCCAACGAGUACCCCUGGUUCCUCGAGACGUUCGAUGGCUACAAGUAUCCCAUUCAGCGUGCUGAUUCGAUCCGCUACUUUGUCCUGGCACACUACGGUGGCACCUACAUUGAUCUGGAUGAUGGAUGCAAUCGCCGGUUAGAUCCUCUUCUUGCCUACCCUGCCUGGGUCCGUCGCACUGUUCCCACCGGUAUCUCCAAUGAUGCCAUGGGAUCUGUUCCCCAGCACCCCUUCUUCCUGCGUACGAUCGAGCUGCUGCAGUCGUAUGACCGCCAUUGGCUCCUCCCGUACAUCACGGUCAUGUACUCGACUGGUCCCCUGUUUUUGUCGGUGAUCUGGAAGGAGUACAUGCAGACCAAUCCCAGCGAGUCAGGCCGUGUCCGCAUCUUGAUGCGCGAUGAGUACAACAGGUACUCGUGGAGCUUUUUCACGCACCACGUGGGCAACAGCUGGCACGGAAAAGACGCCCGCUUGAUCUUCUGGAUGGGCCAGCACUGGGUGUUCCUCACCGUCUGCGGUUUCUUCCUGGCUGCCGUCGUUGGCUUCGCGCUCUGGUGGCUGUACGCGCGCAUCAUGCUGUUGGGAUCCAAGUACCGUUACCGCUACUCGAAGAUCCCUUCCUUUGUUUCGGCUUCCCGCCUGUCUUCGCCGACAAGGAUGGGGCGGCGCAUGAUGCCUACCCUCCUUCGUCGCGUCAGCUUCAAAGAAGACGAGGAGGCCGCCGGCGUUACCGAAACGUCGUACGAACUCUAUAGCCGACGCGAUUAAGCGUCGCCCUUUGUACUAUGCUUUGCGUGCCUUUUCAGCCUUACUAGCGCUCUGACACGUUCCACCCGGCCGUUGUUCAUCGUGCCCGUGGAAUAGCCGCUCAGUUGUGUUUUAUCUCAUCCGCUCAGGGAGUUGUAUUUGAUUUCUGGGGUGCAUGUACGGAGUUUCGGGUAUGGAUUAACAGCAGUGCUUCACUUGAAGCACAUGACGGCUUGUACAUGUUUUUGGCAAGAUUCUUUGAUCUGUGCGAGGCAACCUGCUAGGCAGCGCGCUCGCCUUGUAUCUGUCUUUCUUGGAUGUCCGGAUUUACCUUCCUCUUUUCUUUCUUUG
Aspergillus welwitschiae is the source of this 1888-nucleotide messenger RNA. RefSeq names its product glycosyltransferase family 32 protein. Gene Ontology annotation, biological process: mannosyl-inositol phosphorylceramide biosynthetic process. Bases 479 to 1558 code for a protein of 359 amino acids. Lineage: Eukaryota; Fungi; Ascomycota; Eurotiomycetes; Eurotiales; Aspergillaceae. The record is from RefSeq and is a predicted model, not a curated record. Gene Ontology annotation, molecular function: mannosyltransferase activity. The transcript has 3 exons.